AGGGGAAAAAAAACCCAGCAAGCAGAAAAUGCCUGGCAGAAACAGUUUACAGUUUUACAGCUCCUCCCAUUGUAGCACAUAAGUCACUAAGUUACAGUUAACUUUGGAUGAUCAAUCCAUUGCAAGCAAAACAGGAAUCUCACACUGCCUACCCUGGAGCUGCUGGGCCAUUUGCUGUGAUUUUCCCAAUUCAAUGAUGAGGGGAUCGGAACCAAUUCUGGACAUGGAGAUAGCAAACUACAGUGAAGUCUUAGACCCAACUUAUACAACUUUGGAGUUUGAAACUAUGCAGAUUCUCUACAGUUCAGGUGACGGUUCUGCUACUGAACAAACCAGCAUGAAUACGCCAGACAACGGGGUCAACAGUCUUUGUGCCAUAUGUGGAGAUAGAGCAACUGGAAAGCAUUAUGGUGCCUCAAGUUGUGAUGGGUGCAAAGGUUUCUUCAGGAGGAGCAUUCGAAAGAGUCAUGUUUAUUCCUGCAGGUUCAGCCGACAGUGUGUUGUUGACAAAGACAAGAGGAAUCAGUGUAGAUAUUGUCGUUUAAAAAAGUGUUUUCGAGCAGGAAUGAAGAAAGAAGCUGUGCAAAAUGAACGAGACAGGAUAAGCACAAGGAGAAAUAACUUUGAAGGCAGCAACAUUCCUUCUAUUAAUACAUUGGCACAAGCUGAAGCUCUUUCUCGUCAGAUUCCAGUUUCAAGUCCCAGUGCAAAUACUGACAUUAAUGUUAAGAAAAUUGCAAGUAUCGGUGAUGUCUGUGAAUCAAUGAAACAGCAGCUAUUAGUCCUGGUGGAGUGGGCUAAAUAUAUCCCUGCCUUUUGUGAGUUACCACUGGAUGAUCAGGUUGCACUUUUAAGAGCGCAUGCAGGAGAGCACCUGUUGCUUGGUGCCACAAAGAGAUCCAUGAUGUAUAAAGACAUUUUACUUUUGGGUAACAACUGCAUCAUUCAUCGCAACAGCUGUGAGGUAGAGAUCAGUCGUGUGGCCAAUCGUGUUCUAGAUGAACUAGUCCGCCCAUUUCAGGAAAUUCAAAUUGAUGACAAUGAAUAUGCUUGUCUGAAGGCAAUUGUAUUUUUUGAUCCAGAUGCAAAAGGUUUAAGUGACCCAAUGAAAAUAAAGAACAUGCGAUUUCAAGUCCAGAUCAGUUUAGAGGACUACAUCAAUGACAGACAAUAUGAUUCAAGGGGAAGGUUUGGCGAGUUGCUCUUGCUCCUGCCCACAUUGCAGAGUAUCACUUGGCAAAUGAUUGAGCAAAUACAGUUUGUCAAACUCCUUGGGAUGGUUAAAAUUGACAAUUUACUUCAGGAAAUGUUACUGGGAGGUGCUUCUAAUGAUACUAGCCAUCUUCAUCAUCCUAUGCAUCCUCAUUUAUCUCAGGAUCCACUAACUGGGCAAACUAUACUUGUAAACUCUAUGUCAACUCCAGUGCAUACAGAACAGAUCUCAACUCCUGAAACCCCGUUACCUUCCCCACCUCAAGGCUCUGGACAAGAACCAUACAAAAUAUCCACAAACCAGGCUUCCGUCAUUUCACAUCAGUCUAUUCCCAAACAAAAGCAAUUGUGAUAAUACUUAUUUCUUUCUUUCUUUUUUAACAUGCACUGCUUAAAUGUGAAUAAUAGGUGAUAUUAGAAAUAUUUUAGAAUAGUGAUUAAGGUUAACCCUUUGGCAAGGGAUUAUGGUGCUGUUUUAAAAGGGUUUCCUAUUAUCUAUUUUUUUUAAAUCUUUGAAAACUUUAAGAGAUAAAGUAAUAAUACAACUGAAUUUGGAUGUAGUUUUAACUUCUUCUAAGGUGCCUUUGCACUGUUUUGGACCAGUUAAAUCUGAUAUGCUACUUGCAGAUACCUUCUUAAUAUUCUUUAAAAUCUGUAAAUAAUUUCCUCAUAGAGACAAGAUGCAUAACUAAGUGUACUUUUUGUGGUGAAUAGUUGACUAGAAAACUUCAGUUAAAACAUGAAGCAAGGCUUGAUAAAUUAUAAACUUCUAGAUUAAUAAAUAAAGCAGUUAUUGUAUAAUGGAACCAAUUUCAUAUAACUUUUGGGCAUUGCUUGACCUCGAAGCCUAUCUUUCACUCAACAGUUCCAUGCAUUUGAUCCAAAAAUAUCUUUUGCUAGUUUUAACUUGUUUGGAGAAUUCAAGAAGCCUAUUUCAUUCACCUAAAAUUUUCAAAGAAGCAUAGGGAACAUGAAAUACUUGAGCUACACUCUGUUUGUAUGUAUAUCUGCACAUGAAUGGGUAAAUGUGUUCACUGAUAAAUGACUGACCCAUAGUAUUAUUUGUACUUUUUAAACAUACUUUUAUAUGGGAAAAAAAUCUUAAAUUUUUAAUGAAAGCAAAAGAAGGGAAGGGAAUAUCUAUAGUGCUCUGAGAAAUGUUCAUAGAGAAAACCAUUUAGUUCAGUAGAUUUUCAGAAAGCACAUGGCAAGGAGCCAAAGUGAUAGCCUAACCUGUCAUACCAAGCCAUAGUAGUUUCUAGAGGUAAUUGUGCUUUUCUUUUAUCUAAAAAAAAAGGAAUUUCCUUGCACUUUAAUCAGACAGUCCAAAAUUCUUAUACUGUGCACUUAGCAAUUCUAACAUUUUGUCAUUGUCAUGACCGCACUAAAGAAUAAGAAGAUAUUGGAGUGUCCCCAAAACUGUUUUCUACUUGUCAGUUCUCAAGCCCAAUUUGGGUUAGCAUGUGCCCUGAAGGUUGCAGAAGGGACUUUAGCCAUUCCAAUGCUAUAAUUUUCUGAAUGUUUUCAUUUAUAUGUCUUUAAGUGAAUGUAUAUGGCUCUUUAAGUGAAAUUAAGUUCUGAGAAACAAAAACCUUAAAAGCUCAGAGAGAUUUCAUAGAAAAACAACAAAAUGCCUUUAAAUGAUGUGUCCUUCUUUGUGGAUUGCUAAAUAUACCUGUAAAGGUGAGAAGAGAAAAAUUAUCUGAAUUUAUAAUUUUUGGAUAUUUGUUUUAGAGUGUUUUCUUUUUAUAUGUGUAAGGAAUCUUUGAUCUAUGUGGGUGACUAUGCCUUUUUGUUAACUUUUGAUUCUUUUUAUAUUGUUCUAGUUUUAAGACACAUUGGAAUAUGACUUAAAUAUGUAAUAUGGAAAUAAUUUUUAGUAUGUUGUAUAAAUAUACUCACAUACAUUUACCAAGCAGCUAAACUAUUGAACUUAAAAUAUUGGGUUUUCACAACUCAAUAUCAUCAGGGAAUAUAAAUGAUAGAAUAUUUUUAUAUACUGAACUGCCAAAAUAAAAAGGGUGGGUAAAGGUAUAUUAAAAGUUUCAGGAUAUUUUCAAUUAUAAAUAAAGUUAUCUAUUUUAUACAGUGCAAAAACCCUUUUCCUAUAAUGAAAAUGAAUAAUUUAUUGUGAAAUAUUGAUUUAUUUUAUAAAUGUAAAAUUAUUUUUAUAAAUUGCCUUGUUAAAAUCAAAAAUGACUAGAUUUGUUAAAUGUUAAAUUAUAGUGAAAUGAAAACAUUUUUCCCCAACUGUGAUACCAUGUUGUUUCACUGGGCUUUCAAAAUAAAUUAAAAAAAACAAACAGAAAAAAUAAAUGUCUCAAAAGGGC
Messenger RNA from Sarcophilus harrisii (Tasmanian devil), 3542 nucleotides. RefSeq names its product hepatocyte nuclear factor 4 gamma (gene HNF4G). The record is from RefSeq and is a predicted model, not a curated record. Bases 194 to 1564 code for a protein of 456 amino acids. Lineage: Eukaryota; Metazoa; Chordata; Mammalia; Dasyuromorphia; Dasyuridae. Gene Ontology annotation, biological process: regulation of transcription by RNA polymerase II; anatomical structure development; cell differentiation. The transcript has 10 exons. Gene Ontology annotation, molecular function: nuclear receptor activity; zinc ion binding; RNA polymerase II cis-regulatory region sequence-specific DNA binding.